AAAAACCUGCAGUAAUAUCCUCAAUUAAAGCAAAGUCCACUGUCACUCUUCCCUUAAAAUUAGAGCAACCCCUCCCUCUAUUCCUCUCAUCUUUUACUGCUACCAUGUCGUAAAAGCUUUCAUCUUGGAAACAAAUAGAAAAGUAGAGAGCAGCUGAGUCUGUGUAGAGAAGAAAACGGUCCCAUACAACGAAUACUUCUCUCUCCUCUCUACAUCUAUUGAAGGAAACUGGGGCAGGUGAAGAAGCAAGGGGAUCAUCAUGCAACCAGCAACUAGAAGAAGGGCUAUAAUUAGGAAUGGGGUGAUGGCCGGCUCUGUUUGGGAGACGAGGAUGAAGAUGGAUGAGGUGCAGGGAGGAAUUAAGGUCUUCAAUGCUGCCGGUGAAAGCCGUGAUGAUGAGGAGGGGCUGCGGGUUUACCGGAGGCUACGAAGAAAUCAGAGCGGUGGUUUGGAUUUGGAGAAGAAGAAGAGGAAGAACUGGAAGCAACCUGAAGCGCAGAGGAGUCCAAUUCAGCUCAGGAAGGCAGAGUCAAUUGAAAUUGGUUCUAAGAGGGGAGUGGGAGAUAAGGGGGUGUUACUUAUCUGUGAUGGGCAGGGGAAUGAGAAGGAAAUGGAGGAAGGGGAAGAAGAUGAGAAGAUUGAGAUGGAAGUGGAGGAACGGAGAAGGAGCUUUGAUGAUAAGGAGAUGGAUCUGCCCGUGGAGAAAGAGAUGAAGGAAGAGGAAAUGAAGAAGAUUGAAGAAGUUCAUGAGAUACAAGUAUCUGCACCACCUAUGGUGGUUGAUGCCAAAAAAGCUUCUUUUGUGGAAGAUUUCAGAGGCAAGGAUCCAGAUCCAGUGGAACAUAGCCAAGAAGCUGCAGAAGAAGAAGAGGUAGAAGAAGAAAUUUUGUUCGAGACCAUUUCUGGGAAUUCAAACAGGAUGCAGCACAUUGUUGAUUUAGUAAUGUGGAAAGAUAUAUCAAAAACCGCUUUUACUUUUGGAUUUGGAACAUUUAUCUUAGUCUCAUCUUCCUACGCCAAAGAUCUCAACUUCAGCUUGAUUUCUGUGAUUUCAUACUUGGGGCUUCUGUAUCUCGCAGCAAUCUUCUUCUUAAGAUCCAUUUUUCGGAGGGGAGAAGAGGAGGUGGAGUUUUUAGAUGGCGAUGGAAGCUGCUUGGUGGGAGAAGAAGAAGCCGUCUGGAUCCUAAGAAGAAUUCUUCCUUAUAUAAACGAGAUUCUCUUAAGAACCAGAGCGUUGUUUUCAGGUGACCCUGCAACAACAAUGAAGAUGGCAGUAUUUUUGUUCGUUAUGGGCAGGUGUGGAAGCUCCAUUACCCUGUGGACUCUCGCCAAACUGGCAUUUUUCGGAGUUUUUACCGUGCCCAAAGUUUUGUCGUCUUAUUCAUUGCAGCUCGGACGUUACGGAAAAUUUUGGCUAGAAAGAUUUCGAGAUGGUUGGGAGACAUGCACACACAAAAAGUUGAUAGUCAGCGCUAUUUUCACCCUCAUAUGGAAUUUAUCUUCCACAAUUGCUCGAAUAUGGGCCGCAUUCAUGUUAGUCGUAGCCAUACGACUAUAUCGUCAACAAGCAGCAUGGGACGAAGAAGAUAUUCCAAUUGAGCAAAAUUCUCAUCAUCAACAACACAAUCACCAACAACAACAACAGCAACAACAACAACGACGACGACAAAAUAUUAGACGAGACCUGAGCUUAAUAAACUCAAGAAAAAUACGUGACUCGGCAACCAGAGAAGCUUAGGUACAUAGUUUGUGAGACAGCCCUCCACGAAAGAUGAGAGAGGAACAUGGAGUGAACUAAGAGGGUAAAAAUGUAGCGGCACAUUAGAUUCUCCCAGCUUUUUAUGCCUUCCAUUUAUUUAUAAUUAGCUGUUCAUGUGAGGCCUCCUUUGUCUGUGGUGCGACAACCAGCAAUAAUGAUAAAUGGAUAACAUGUGUGACACAAUUAUCAGCCUCACCAUCUGCCUUGGAUUCUUCAUCAGCUAGUGAAUUUUAUAUAUUUAUAUGGUAGUGAUUCGGAUAAUUAAUGUCUUUUAACCACUUUAGUGGUACCAAUUUCACAUGGUGAAGCGAUUGCUGUAAAGUAGGUUGUCAAUUUGAGUUCAUGAAUCGG
This is a messenger RNA of Phalaenopsis equestris, 2110 nucleotides long. Its product is annotated as reticulon-like protein B21. Bases 260 to 1738 code for a protein of 492 amino acids. The record is from RefSeq and is a predicted model, not a curated record. Lineage: Eukaryota; Viridiplantae; Streptophyta; Magnoliopsida; Asparagales; Orchidaceae. The transcript is spliced from 9 exons.